AUUUAUCUAAAGAAAAAAAAUGUACAUUUCCUUGGACUGAGUGAUGUUGGUUCUAGGAAUGUAUCCUAGGGAGAUAGUAAGUUGAGUGCUUAAAGAUAGGUACAAGACUAUUCAUUGCAGUGCUGGUUGUAACAAUAAAACAUUAGAAGUAUCCUGCAUGUCCACGAAGAGACAUCUCUUCUUAGGGAUAUUUCCACUCAUAUAUAUGUCAUUUUUCUUCUCUACAACAUUUACAUUAAACAGUUAAUUUCCUUAGAUAUAGCCAAGAUAAACACUCCAAAUUCUUGAUGUCUUUCAGGGAGGUGAGUUUAAAAACAAACAAACAAACCAAAAUGGGACAUCGAUCCUGUAUGCAUUCCCAGAGGAAUAGAGACCUCAUUGUAGUAGGGGAACUCUUAUAAAUGAGCUAUUCCUCACAUGUCAUGUAGAGGUUGAUAUAGAAUAAUCUGGAUUCAAAUGAUAAAAUUUUAGAGGCAUUGGCCAAGCUUUGAACCAAUUUUAGAAAUGAGGAUUUGCCAUAUUUUAGCCCCAAGAAACAGAAUUAGUAAAGGGAGAAUACAGUUAGAGUAGAAUAUCAAUAAAAACUUUAGUCUUUCCCUUGAAUUCUGAGAGUUUCAUAAGCCCCAAACCCAGAGUUUCAAACUAGGGAAGACAUGCUAAGUAGUUUGAGAAUGGGGAGAAUGCUGUAAAAAUUAAGGAUGUAUUUCUCAAAAAAGGAGAAUGAUGGUAGUGGUUAGAAGAGGCAAUUUCCUUCCUCUUAUCUAAUUUCGGCUCCAGAGCCUCCAGCAGAAACUCUUCAAAAUCUUGCAUGUUACAGACUUCACUACUCCCAUCGGAUUGGAGAUAACAUGUGGCUCGUGACAGCUCUGCUCCUUUGGGUUCCAGCUGGUGCGCAAACGGACCCCGCAAAGGCAGUGAUCACCUUGCAGCCUCCUUGGGUCAGUGUAUUCCAAGAGGAAAAUGUAACCUUAUGGUGUGAGGGACCCCAUUUACCUGGGGACACCUCUACACAGUGGUUUCUCAAUGGCACAGCCAUUCAGACCUUGACCCCCAGACACAGAAUUGCUGCUGCCAGUGUCAGUGACAAUGGUGAAUACAGAUGCCAGACAGGUCUCUCAGUGCCAAGUGACCCAGUGCAGCUGGAAGUCCACAGAGAUUGGUUACUGCUCCAGGUCUCUAGCAGAGUCAUCAUGGAAGGGGAACCUCUGACCUUGAGGUGUCAUGGAUGGAAGAAUAAGCUGGUGUACCAGAUGCUUUUCUACCAAAAUGGCAAGGUUUUUAGGUUUUCUUCUCAGAAUUCUGAAGUCACCAUUCUGAAAACCAACCUGAGUCACAAUGGCAUCUAUCACUGCUCAGGCGAGGGAAAGCAACGCUUUGAAUCAGCAGGAGUAUCUAUCACUAUAAAAGAGCUAUUUCCAGCCCCAGUGCUAAAAGCAUCUUUGUCAUCACCCAUCCUGGAGGGGCAUCUGGUCAACCUGAGCUGUGAAACAAAGUUGCUCCUACAGAGACCUGGUUUGCAGCUUUACUUCUCCUUCUACAUGGGCAGCAAGACCCUGCUGAGCAGGAACACAUCCUCUGAAUACCAGAUACUAACUGCUAAGAGAGAAGAUUCAGGGUUAUACUGGUGUGAGGCAACCACGGAAGAUGGCAAUGUCAUCAAGCGCAGCCCUGAGUUGGAGCUUCAAGUGCUUGGUGAGAAUGAGGGGAAUUGACAGGAGAAGGCACAA
Molecule: messenger RNA, 1727 nt
Organism: Leptonychotes weddellii (Weddell seal)
Lineage: Eukaryota; Metazoa; Chordata; Mammalia; Carnivora; Phocidae
Source: RefSeq, a predicted model, not a curated record